AUGGAUGAUAAUUUAGACAAUGACAGUAUACGCACUGAAGAUUAUGCUUCGAAAUUCAAUGAAACGAUAGAUUUACCAGAUACACAUAGAACUAACUCAUUUCAACCAGUUCGAUCCUUGUGUGGGGAAAUAAAAUCGUCUUCAAGUACAGUAACACUACUAUCUACAUGGCAUACAUUACCAAAGAAAACUUCCAAUGUAAAUUCUGAUGAAAAUCAUAUUAAUCUUCAUCAUAGUCAAGCAAUCUUUGCAAAAAAGGAAAAUAAUACUGAUUUACAACAGAAUUCCACUUCUGAAAAUAGAAAUAGUAAAGAAAAACAUCAUACAAACUCUUUGAUUCCUUAUGAAGAAAAUUCAACUAAUCCAUUAAUAUCGGCAGGCAUUAAAAGUAAGGAUUGCUUACUAUCCAGUAGUUUGAUGAACAGCACUAACGAACCAUACCAGAACGUUUCACGCUUGUUAACUAACCAAUCCUUGAAUGGAUGUCAUUAUUCUGAGAAAUCUUAUGAACCAAGGAAAAUUAACAAUCUAAAUCAUAAAACAAUACAGAAUGAGAAAAAUUUUAAUGGAAUCCAUAGCAAAUCAAAAUUACUUCCUGUUUCUUGUGGUAACUCAAUCAAAACUAUUAUUCCUUCUGUCAAUAAUAUUGAUCGGAAUGCAAAUAAAAAGUCUGAGUUUAUCAAUAAUCAUUACAAUUUGCCAUUUCAUAAUCGAUUUCCACGUGAAAUACGGCAAAAUGAACAGUAUCUUGACCAUAGUAUAACUUCACAAUCAUUUUCUUUGAAAGGAAGAUAUGAUCAUUCAAAGGGAAAUAUUAAUCAAGUUACUGAAUGUGUACAAAUACCUGAUGUAACUCUUAACAAAGAAGAAAUCUUGGCAAUCAUUAAUGAACGUGAUGAAUUGUAUGAGAUAUUACGAGCUAACGAAGAGGAAGCAAGUGCACGUUAUUCCACAGAAAAACGUUUAAUGAGUAUUAAACAAGAAUAUACCGCUGAGCAACAACGUUUAAGACAAAUUAUUACUGCAUUAGAAGAGGAAUUAGAAGUCACAAUGUGUCGUCUUAAUCAAUUAACAGCUGAGAGAAGUAAAUGGAUAACUGAAUUAGAUGAAACAAAAAAUGAACGAAAUGAAAUGAAAGAGAAAUUGAAAACUGUAGAAGAAAAUCAUAAAGUUGAAUUAAUCGAGUUGGAAAAUACAUAUCAAGAGAAAUUGAAACAAAUGAGAUUAGAUGAAAUUAAAAACUCUGAAAUGAUAACAAAAGAAUUCGAAUUGAAAAUGAAUAAUUCUAUCAAUGAAAAAUUACAACAAGCCACGGAAUUCGAAGAGAAAUUACAAAAAUUAAAUAAAACAAUUAAAGAAAUUGAACAAGAGAAAGAAAAUUUAAGAUCUGAAAAUAUGGAACUAAUUAAAGAACACCGUCAGAAAGAAAGAUUACUUCGUAGUGAAUAUGAAGAGAUUUUAGAAAGUAAUUCUGUUGAAAAAAGUAAAGAAAUAUCUAAAUUAAUGGAUAGUCAUUCGGUUCAAAUAAAUGAACUAGUUGAACAAAUGCAAAAAGAAAAAAUUCAAGCAAUGAAUGAUAUCCGAUCGUGUUAUACUGAAAAUAUUCAAGAAUUACAAAAUAAAUUACUGUCUAAACAAACAGAAAUUCAAACUCUAAAUGAAACAUUAACAAAUACACAGAAUUUAUUACAUGAAAGUCGUAAUCAAGAAAUUUUAGAAAAGUUAAAAGUUCAAACAGUUGAAGCACAUUCAAAAGAAUUAGCUGAAUGGGAAAAAGAAAAAUUUGAAUUAUGGAAAAUUAAAAUGAAUGAAAUAAAAGAUGAAAAAGAUUCAUAUAUUGAAACAAUGAAACAAGAAUUACAAGAACAAAAAGAUCUUACAAAAUUUUAUCAAGAUAAAAUGAAAACUAUUCAAAAAGAUUCUGAUACAUAUCAAAAUGAAUUAGAACGAAAAAUAAUCGCAUUGGAAAAUCAAAUUGAAACUUUAAAAAUGAAACAUGAAAUGGAUAUCAAUGAGAUUCAACAAAUCUGUAAUCAAAAAGUUUCCAACAUGGAAUUACAACAUUCUCAGGAGAUGAAACAAGCUGUCGAAACGGAAAAUGUCACUGUACAAAAACAAGUACAAGAAAAAAUUCAAGCAGAAAAAGAUAAGAUUUUAGAUCAUCUUAUUGCUUCGUCAACAUUGAUCGCUUCGAAAAUUGGAAAUUUAAUCAAUGAUAUUUAUCAUACUGUAGAAUGGAAUGUACAGAAUUUAUACAAUUUCUCCGAUUUUACUUUAGAUUUAGAUGCACAAGUUGCGUUAAACAAAGAAAUUGAAAUACCGAAUAUCAUAAAGAAAUGGACUAUCAAUGAUAUUUCUAUAGAAGGUGUAAUGGAAUCACUUAUAACACACAUAGAUGAAUUAAUGAAUAAUUUGAGAAAGAAUUCAGUUGAUAUUUUAGCACAAUUACAACGACGUAAAGAUGUAUUAAUAAAACAAGUUAAGAGUGAAUUAGAUAAUGCUCAAAGUACAAUUAAACGUAUUCAACAACAAGCUGAAACUGAACAAGAAGAACUUAAAGUGACAUUGAAGCACUAUUGUACCAGAAUUGAAGAGUUAGAAGAUGAAACUAUGAGAAAGAAAUUAAUUGAACAAUUAAAGCUAAAAGAUGAUGAAGUUGAAUGUUUGAAAAAUGAAAUACAACAAUUACAACAAGAAAUUAAAAAACUAACAAUUGAAAGAAAUAAAUCAGAUAAUGAAGAAGUAAAUGAUAGAAAGCAUAAAGAUCUUUCAUCUAUUCAUCAAUUGUUAUAUUCACUAAAUUAUGAUAAAAAUGGCACAAAUCAUUUGAUGAUCAGUCAACAACCACUUCGAAUUAUCACUGAACUAAAAGCACGGAUUCAACGGCUGAGAGAAGAAAAUAUGGCAUUACGUCGGCUGCUUUUACGACGACCACUUGUACCGGUAAAGCAUUCAGAUCAAGAAAGUGAACAACGACCCAUUUGUCAACUUUCCAAUGAACAAUUAAUGCAAAAAUUGAAAAGUAAAGGGAAUUCAGAAAGAUUUUUAUCAACAUUUUAA
Molecule: messenger RNA, 3060 nt
Organism: Schistosoma turkestanicum
Lineage: Eukaryota; Metazoa; Platyhelminthes; Trematoda; Strigeidida; Schistosomatidae
Source: the annotation of a GenBank genome assembly